Molecule: messenger RNA, 3003 nt
Organism: Anarrhichthys ocellatus (wolf-eel)
Lineage: Eukaryota; Metazoa; Chordata; Actinopteri; Perciformes; Anarhichadidae
Gene: rtn4rl2b
Product: reticulon 4 receptor-like 2b
Exons: 4
Coding region: 96-1448 (450 amino acids)
Cellular component (GO): plasma membrane
Molecular function (GO): protein binding
Source: RefSeq, a predicted model, not a curated record
GCAACUCGUUCACCAGAGCUGAACCUCAGCAGAGAUAGCAGCAAGCAGGCCCUUACACGCCGCGCAGGCUAACUCGCUUUCGGCUUUGGUUCGAGAUGGGGACUCGUUGCACCGUGAGGCGCUCCAGCGCACGCAACUUUAAAGGUGGACUAUGUCUGUGGCUGAUUCUGUGGCUGGUGGUGGUGAAGCCGGGCGGGGUAUCUGCAUGUCCCAGGCUGUGUGUGUGUUACCCCACGCCCAUGACGGUCAGCUGCCAGUCCCAGAACAUCACCAUAGUGCCGUCCGGUGUGCCAUAUGACUCACAGCGUGUUUUCCUGCAGAACAACCGCAUCACAGAACUGCGUGCGGACUCUUUUGGCUUCGAGACACAGGUGCUUUGGCUAUAUGGCAACAACAUCACAUGGAUCGAGGCCGGGGCCUUCAGUAACCUCAGGGUGCUGGAGGAGCUGGAUAUGGGCGAUAACCCACUACAGCGCCUGGAAGGUGGAGCCUUCAGGGGCUUGGAGAAGCUGCAGAGCCUGCACAUGCAUCGGUGCAAGCUGGCCACUCUCCCCCAUGACCUCUUCCACAAACUGUACAGCCUGCAAUUCCUCUACCUGCAGGAGAAUCAGCUCCACUUUCUGCAGGAUGACCUGUUCUCAGAUCUGGUCAACCUCAACCACCUCUUCCUGCAUGGAAACCGCAUCCGUGCCCUCUCUGAGAAUGUGUUCAGAGGCCUGGUCAACCUGGACCGCCUCCUUCUCCAUGACAACCGUGUCAGGCAGGUCAACCGUCGGGCUUUCCGUGACCUGGGCCGCCUGACCAUCCUUUACCUGUUCAACAACUCCCUGGCCGAGCUGCCAGGCCAGGCCAUGACAGACACCCAAGGCAUCCAGUUCCUCCGCCUCAAUGAUAACCCCUGGUCCUGCGGAUGUGAGGCCCUUCCCCUUUGGGAGUGGUUCCGCAAGGCCCGCAUCUCCUCCUCUGAGCUCAUGUGCACCUCACCAUCCCAACGUCGCGGCCAGGACCUCAGAUUCCUCCGGGAGAUGGACUUCGCCCUCUGCCCUCUGCCUGACCCCGGCUCUCUGGCAGGAACCACCACGACCACCUUCAGCACCAAGACCCGCUGGUGGUUCUCCAAGCACAAGCCCGCAUCUUCAUCCAAGGCCUCAUACAAGAAGAGCAUUGAGGGAAAACCUCAGUACCUCCCCAAAACCCCCUCUGAAACCUUCUCCUCCAAGUAUGAACUGUCGGAGGAUGAGGUGGCGCUCCCCAAGCUGGACCAAGAAGAAUACUGGGCCAACUACGGAAACGAAGAUGCCUCCGUUCCCUGCUUCGACCUGGAGUGCCCCCCAGGCUACAACAACCCAGCCUUCCCCUCGUCCUCCUCCUUACCCAGCACCCCAUCCCUCCUCCGCCUCCUCUCCCUCUCCGUAGUCACAUUUUCCAUCCAUUUCCUUUUUGGCUGAACUCUUCUCUCCUCCUUUCCCUUUUUUCCCCUCUGAUUUCUCUUUCCAACUCUAACAACAACCUGGAUCGCGAUUCCUUUCAGUUACCUCCUCGACUUGCAGGAGGUACUACACUGAUGCAGCAGACAGACAGGCAGGCGAGGCAGCAGGGAGCUGUUGUAAAGAGCAGGGAUCCAUUGAGCUGAUGUAGAGCAGGGCAGGAUUUCAAUGUUGAAGUAGCUGCUGCUGAUUAGUACAGGCUUCAAAAAGCAGGGCUCAGAUCAUGGAAACUGACUCUGAUAGUGACGGUACUAAGGCAGAAACCUACAACAACAUGAGGAAAUGACAGAGACACAACACACACAGAGACAGUUGGUGAUGUCUCCAGAAGUUUUUUAAUAUCAGCUGUAAACAACGCAGGCGUUGUGGAUCAUCGACAGCCAUUUUCUAUAUCAAGUGCACAACAUCCACUCACCGCUUACGUUGUCCCUCAAUAAUUUCUGUCUUUCGCCGUGAAUAAAAGGGAUGGUUAAUGAUGCCAGAAUGAGCUUAAGAUAUGCAUCUAAAGGCGGAGAAGGAUGAGAGUAUCAUUACAACUGCAGCCAAGAGCGGCUCUCCUCUCUCCUUCAGAUUCAAAACCUUGUGGGAUCCCAGAGAUGCCAGCAAACCACCACCACCACCCACACUUGUACAAUACCACGCAUGAUACAAUCAUCCUAAACUGCUCUGUACUUUAGACUAGCUGGAUUUUUACUUUUCAUGUUAAUACCAUUCAGUUAACGACAGCUUGUGGUGAUAGAAGAGAUACUUAGAUUGUAAAUGGAAGGCAAACCAAUGAAAAGUGGAAACUCCUCUUUUUGCCCCUCGCUUUUUUUUGUCUCGUCUUCUUCUCUCAAGCAACCGACAAAUGUUGUGCUCCUGGUUCUGAGUUUGUCUGUGUGUGGGAUUCAGUUUUUGUUGACCAAUAACCAAAGUCCUGAGAAGACCAGUUUGAUCAGGUCUUCUCUUAAAAUGCCUGUGAGUGUGUGCCUGUUUUUCCUUUGGAAUUAUGGCUCUUGUUUGUUUGUCCAAACUGACACAGAACAAGGCAAAAACAACAUCAAGGCUGACUCAUUUACAGUCCUUUGUGUUGUUUGAUGCCUCGGGUAUCUGUUCCUGCUAGCUCCUGUUACAUUACACACUGACCUGUAAUUCGUCUGUCAGUGUGCAUAUGUAAAAGGUUGCAUGUAUUUCCUCUCAGCUCGGAUUGAAAGUUGAAAAAAUCCCACAGAUAAACUACUAGGACCCAGGGUUUGAAAACUGUUUCAUUUCAGAAAUGCAUGGGAAUGUGUCUGCUUUAUCUGAACACAUUUGGUAAAUCGAAGGAUUUCAUCUGAUUUUUGUAUUGUAUGGUACGAGAGACCAUAAACAGACCACAAGGACAAUCAAGCUGUCAUACAUCAAAUCAUCUCUUUCAUAUUAAAGCUGUAUUUUAUAAGAUAACCUUUCUGACUUGAAGGAUAUUGUGACACUGAUAGUCUGUAUUUUUUAAAAACUUGUUGGGAAAGUGUUUUGCUUUACUAAAAUAAAUAAACAA